Molecule: messenger RNA, 312 nt
Organism: Symbiodinium necroappetens
Lineage: Eukaryota; Dinophyceae; Suessiales; Symbiodiniaceae
Source: the annotation of a GenBank genome assembly
CUGGUGCUCGUUGUAAAUGUCGACGUGCUCGAGAGUGUUGAUGACCAAGUCGCAGUGGUGCUAGAUGUGGUCAACGUGCUGGAACUUGAGCUCGUGGCGGACGUUGAAGUUGUGAUGGAGCUUGAAACGGUCCAGGUUGUGCUGCUAGAGCUGCUUGUGGUGCUAGAGCUGGUAGAAGACGUACUUGUGGAUGACGAUGUUGUUGACGUAGACGUACUCGUUGUAGCUGUACCGGUUGAGCUCGUCGAUGUUGUGGCAGUGAGUGUUGUAGAUGUCGUAGGGAUGAUGCCCAAGUCAAUCGGGGGCAGGUAG